Amphibalanus amphitrite is the source of this 1260-nucleotide messenger RNA. RefSeq lists its product as uncharacterized. NCBI's taxonomy places the organism in Eukaryota, Metazoa, Arthropoda, Thecostraca, Balanomorpha, Balanidae. The record is from RefSeq and is a predicted model, not a curated record. The coding region runs from base 368 to 1096 and encodes 242 amino acids. The transcript has 5 exons.
ACAGUCUUGUGUAUUUUUUAGAAGAAUGUUUUUGGCAUCAUACAAUGCUUCAAUAGAGUCCUACCAACGAAAUUAGGAAAGUGACCUGCGUGAUUGGACGCUGACGCAGCGCAAAUUUUACUUGGCUAUUCUGGCGAAUUGCGACGGCUGGGCUAGUUUGUCCCAGUGAUUCCAUGACCUCCAGUCAGCGGUACAGGGUGCGUGCACCCAAAAACCAUCGGUUUCCAUCGCCGUGACCCAUGGAAAGGGAAACUCCAUAGUGAUGGCUAUCACAGAGGCGGUGCUCUAUAAAGAAUAGCGCCGCGUGUGGCGAGGGUCAGUGUGGUGGGCGCGACAGUCCUGUGGUGACCUCUUCGUCGCUGUCGUCAUGGUGAUGAGCUUUGGACACGACCGGCCUGCAGUGCACGUCCAGCUGUGGCUGCUGGCGAUAGCCGGCUGUCUGGCCGGUGGUUCUGCCGAUCUGUCUCCGCUGCUGUCUGCUCCCACCGCCCACUACUUCAACAGCAGCGGGCCCUCCCUCCCCUCCAACACCAGCGGGCGCAGCUGGCGGGAGCCGCGCGCCGGCCGGGUGCGCCGCUUCAUCUACUUCCCCGAGGGCUCAACCAUCACCGUCUCCGUGGACUUUGUGAUCCCGCUGGGUGACUCGGGCGCCUCGCUCACCUUCUCGCCGUCGAUCACGUUCACGCCGACCACGAUCGCACGUGCCACGUACGGCGAGCACGGCCCCGGGGCGCGCAGCUUCGCCGCCGACCAGGGCCGCCUGUUCGACACCAUCCAGGACGGCUUCAAACAGGUGGGUCUGGACGGCAGCGCGUGCCUGCAGCGCCUGGUCUGUGAGGUAUCCGGAGCACCGCGCCACCAGGACGGCCUGCUGGGAGAGGUGGUCAACACCGUCCUCCUACAAGACUAUGCCGAUGUCAAUGAGAAUAUGGUGGGCACGGACCUCACUGUUUUCAAAAACUCAUCAAGUUCAUACGACAAACCAAAAAAUUUCCGUUCGGAUGACGUGAAGGCAGCUCGGUUGCACGGCAGCUCACAUGGCAACUGUUCAGAGAGGUUCAGCACGUGUCCAGUCUCCAUGUUCAACAUCUUCUGAGACUGGAAUGAAAGACGCAGAGCUUCAAAGGUCGUUUUAGAUGAAUUUACUUAUAGGUUCAAACAAAACGGGUCGUUGUUAUGUUGUUAUAGCUUGCUCAGACGUGUGAGGCUUGUGUUGUUUUGUUACUUGUUGAAACGCUGCUAAUAAAGUUAAAAAAAUUA